AUGGCGCAAACUGACCCAGUCUUUCCUCCCGGGCCCAUGGUGAUGGAGCAUCUGGAGUUCACCGACAGCGAGCGAUCGAGCGUUCGGGUGGUCAACGGCUUUGCGGUGAUAUCGACGCUUGCGCUGGUGUCUGUCGCGGUGAGGAUUGCAUGGCUGGCGACCCGCAGGUUCUUGCGGAAGGACCCCACGCUGCCCAAGGAAUAUGCGUUCUUCAGGACGCAGCUGGGCAACUAUGCGGUGUGCUUGCUUGUUGCGAAUAUGUGCAACUGCGUGUCCGGGCUGAUGGGGAUCAAGUACACCGUUGACAGCGGCAUCGACGACAAUUCGUACUGUCAGGCGCAAGCCGUAAUGAUGCAGCUGGGCAACUGCGCCACCGCGUACUUCACGGUCGCCAUCGCCUUCCAUUCAUUUGCAUCCCUCGGCCUUCGCGUCCGCCAUUCCGCCGUCAUUGGCACCGUCACGAUCACCGCUGGCUGGGUCGGGUCUGUGCUGCUAGUGACACUACCCACGCUCGCGCCGCGCGAUGCGGGCCCGCUGUACGGCAUAUCUGGGCUAUCGUGUGCCGUGCGAAACGUGUAUCCUACGCAGCAGUUUGAGUUCCACAUCUUGCCUAUCUUUAUAGCGUCGGUCCUUUCUGCCAUUCUUUACUCACUUAUAUUCCUGGUGCUGCGGGGGACGCUGAAGAUUCGCGAUGGGAUUUCCCUCAACUUCAACCCCGCGGCCAGAUACGACAUGACGGAAGGCCAAGGAUACCACCAAUUCGUGGUCAGCAUUGCCCACAGCCUUGUUUGGUAUCCAAUCGUAUACAUCAUCCUCAUGCUGCCCUACUCGAUCACGCUGCUCCUCGCCAUCGCGGGCUUCGCCAUACCCUUCCCAGUCAUCAUGGUCGCCUUCGUUCUCUAUUUCAUGAUCAGCGUCGCCAACGUCCUCCUCCUUUACAACACCUUCCGCGUCCUUGGCCCCGCCUUCGACUCGCCCUCCUUCACCACGCCGUCGAAGACGAACGUCAUCGGCACCCUCGCCAGCGCCUUUUCGUCCAAGAAGGACUUGGAGAAGGACGGGAAUACGAUGUCAUGGUAUUCGCAGUCGAGUCAGCCGAGGCCGAGUCUGCAAAGUCAGACGAGCGUGCCGACGCUGGCGUACAACCAGGCACCCUCCCAACAUUCCCGCGCUGGCAACACCUCGUACGCUGCCGGCGUCCGUCAGCCAUCUGCUGCCUCCAUGCAUCCUCGUCAACUGUCGGUCGCCUCCUCCCUCUCAAGCACGAGCGAAAAGCAGCCCGAGUCGCCCGAGAUCGGCAGCUGGCGCGUGCCGCAGCCCGCCCCCGUGGCGCGGAAAAUGUGGGAGCGCAAGCCUUCGUACGACGCGAGCGGUGCCCCUUCUUAUAACGCAAACGCCACGCCGCGCGUGCGCUAUAACGCGGACGGCAGCGUGGCGCACGGGAGCGUCGACUCGAACAUGUCCGCCAAUCACAAUACGGGCGUGACCUCGAACCGCAUCUCAGUCGCGUCGUCGGAGAGCAGCCUGCGCGUGCUCGUGCUGCCGAGUCAGCAGCGUCCCACCGGAACGAGCCGCGCGCAGACGCCGCCAGGCCCUGUCGGUCGCGCUCAGAGCCCUCCUGGUCAACAGCGCCUUGUGCCGCCGCCUAAUCGUGCGCAGACGCCGUCCGUGGCGUCGCAGGACAUCCGUGGGUGGCUGGCGCGGCAGCCAGAAAAUGGUGGUAUGCCCCGCCAGCCGGCCGCUGCUGCCGCCAACCCACACCCCACGGGCCGCCUCCCUCGGGAGCUCAUGAUGGGCCGGCCAUCGAGCCCGACGGGGAGCCUGUCGAGCACGUCGAGCGCGGGGUCGCGGAGGUUGGUGAAGCCGUAUCGUGGGCAGCUCUAG
Schizophyllum commune H4-8 is the source of this 1884-nucleotide messenger RNA. RefSeq lists its product as uncharacterized. Gene Ontology annotation, molecular function: G protein-coupled receptor activity. The transcript has 11 exons. Gene Ontology annotation, biological process: adenylate cyclase-activating G protein-coupled receptor signaling pathway. Bases 1 to 1884 code for a protein of 627 amino acids. Gene Ontology annotation, cellular component: plasma membrane. Lineage: Eukaryota; Fungi; Basidiomycota; Agaricomycetes; Agaricales; Schizophyllaceae. The record is from RefSeq and is a predicted model, not a curated record.